GAGAGGGGGGGCGAGAUCGAGAGAGUGAGAGAGGAGUACAUGGCCAUUGAACUGUGCCAUUUGAAAGUUACAAAAAUCAAAGAGCCCUUAAUAAAUGAAAAUGAAUAGCACAGCAACUUUAUUCUCUCUGGGUCUCUUGAUCUUAAGUGGUGUGUUUGGCAGUGAUACACGUGAAGUGAAGUCAGUAUCAGUGACUGAGGGAGAUUCUGUCACUCUAAACAAUGAUGUUAAAGUACAGAGAGAUGAUCUGAUGCUUUGGAUUUUUGGACCUCAAAACACUCGUAUAGCUGAAAUCAAAGAGCAGGUCACUCAUAUGUUUAACAGUAAAGUGAAAUUUGGAUACAAACUCCAGGUGGACAGUCAAACUGGAUCUCUGACCAUCACAAACAUCAGAACUGAACACUCUGGACUUUAUAAACUAUCCAUCUUCAGCAAGAGGGGAACUGCAUACAGGAAUUUCAGUGUUAUUGUCUAUGCUCGUCUGUAUGUUCCUGUCAUCACCAGAGACUCUUCACAGUGUUCUUCAUCUGAAAGACCUACAAACCAGAAUUGUUCACUGCUGUGUUCAGUUGUGAAUGUGAGAGAUGUGACUCUCUCCUGGUACAAAGGAAACAGUUUAUUGUCCAGCAUCAGUGUGUCUGAUCUCAGCAUCAGUCUCUCUCUACCUCUGGAGGUGGAAUAUCAGGAGAAAAACACCUACAGCUGUGUGAUCAACAAUCCCAUCAGAAACCAGACCACACAUCUGGACAUCACUCAACUGUGUCACACGUGUGCAGAAUGGUUUCUUGUAAAUAAAGUCCUUGCUGCAUGUGUGUCUGCUGUAGCUCUGGUUGUAGCUCUCGUGAGUGUGAUGUACUUUCUCUGCAGGAAACGCAGAAGAGCGGCACAAAAAAGAAAUGGUUUUGAACCUACAGUGGAAACGGUCCAGACAGAAGAUGAAGAGGUACAAUAUGCUGAAACUGCAUUUUCUAGACAAAAUGAACAAAAAAAGAGAGCUAAUGGGACAGAGGAAGCAGUAUACUCCAGAGUUGUCACGCGUCGCUAAUCAAACUGUCUCACUACAGCAUUUAUAUGUCUGGAUUUGACUUCUAAUCAGUCAUUCUAAUACAAGAGAGGAAGAGAGAAGAACUCAACUGAAUGAAUUUACAUUUAAUCAUUUAGCAAUUUGAUAUUUGACUGAUUUUCAGCUGAUAUUUGAAAAUAUCUCUCUGUCGGACAAAGAUACAUUUGCAUGCAGCGAAAUAUAUCCCAGCAUUAAUGACCAGUGCCAGAAUGCCAGUUGACUUUCUGCAGCUCCACCGGUGAUUAACAGCAGAGAAAAAUAAAAACAGUGUCUUAUAAAAGCUUUAAAUCAUUCAGAAAGCAAAAGCAAGAACUUAACUAUGUUACUAUUUUGGUAUCAAGAUUUUCUCAAGCUUGCACUGAAAUCCCAUGCUAGUGAACACAUGAAUAUUAUUGAUUCAUACUGAAUAUUAAAAAUUAUGUACAGUAUUUUUUGGAGUGUAACCAGUAACCAUUUUUGGUUGGUAUUCUUUCUCUAUGUGUUAAAAUAAACCUACCAUAAACAUUACAGACCAUUUCUUUGUAAGUGGGCAAACUUACAAAAUCAGCAGGGGAUCAAAUAAAUAUUUUCCACACUGUACACUGUUGUUGCAUAUUCCUUCAGGAAGUGAAGCAGGAAGUGAAGAUUGCAUGUUUUUCAGUUCAUGAUCCGCUUUGACUCAAAACCAGAAAUGUUAUGUUUGAUUUUUACUGAUAUUACUUUACUUUUACUUUUCUUCAUAUAAAUUGUUUGUUAAAUGCAUCUAAUGCAGGCAAUGUUACAUGUUAA
This is a messenger RNA of Cyprinus carpio (common carp), 1831 nucleotides long. RefSeq lists its product as uncharacterized. The record is from RefSeq and is a predicted model, not a curated record. Lineage: Eukaryota; Metazoa; Chordata; Actinopteri; Cypriniformes; Cyprinidae.